UGCAAGGCCUUGCGACAGCUGUGGCUCAGUUGUCCCAUUGAAAACUAUGAAGAAAAUGAAGAAAUCUGCAUAUGAGGCUGAGCUUUUGUGCAAACAUUGUGCUAAGCUGCGGAAAUCAAAGCAGUAUUGUGGCAUAUGCAAGAAGAUAUGGCACCAUUCUGAUGGUGGCAAUUGGGUCUGUUGUGAUGGUUGUAAUGUGUGGGUACAUGCGGAAUGUGACAACAUUACCAGUAAACUUUUCAAGGAUCUGGAGCAUACGGAUUACUACUGCCCUGAAUGUAAAUCAAAGUUCAAGCCCGAAUCAUUCUUAGUGAAAAGAGAGCCAAAAAUCAAAUCUACGGAAAAAGGGGGGGAAAGUGGUGUUCCUCCUGACAAGCUAACUGUAGUCUGCAAUGGCAUGGAAGGAACAUAUAUUCCAAAACUUCAUUUAGUUCUAUGUGAGUGCGGGGCAUGUGGGUCAAAGAAGUAUACGCUUAGCGAGUGGGAACGGCAUACAGGCUGUAGAGCCAAAAAAUGGAAGUACAGUGUGAAAGUCAAGGACACAAUGAUACCUCUGGAAAAAUGGAUUGUUGAAUAUAAUGCCUUUGGUGUAAAUACUAUGAAGUUAGAUAAGCAGAAGUUGAUGGGUUUUUUGCAAGAAAAAUAUAAGCCUGUUGAUGCAAAAUGGACAACAGAAAGAUGUGCCAUAUGUCGAUGGGUUGAAGACUGGGACUAUAACAAAAUUAUUAUCUGCAACAGGUGUCAAAUAGCUGUUCACCAAGAAUGUUAUGGGGCAAGCAAUGUUCAAGAUUUAACUUCUUGGGUUUGUAGAGCUUGUGAAACACCUGAUAUUGUGAGGGAGUGUUGCCUCUGCCCUGUAAAAGGGGGUGCUCUGAAGCCAACCGAUGUUGAGUCACUGUGGGUUCAUGUUACAUGUGCCUGGUUUCGGCCUGAAGUUGGUUUCUUGAAUCAUGAGAAGAUGGAACCUGCUGUUGGAAUCAUUAAAAUUCAAUCAAGUUCAUUUUUGAAGAGUUGCGUGAUUUGUAAGCAAACUCAUGGCUCCUGCACCCAGUGUUGCAAGUGUGCAACUUAUUUUCAUGUUAUGUGUGCAUCAAGAGCAGGAUAUAGCAUGGAACUACACUGCUCAGAGAAGAAUGGGAUACAAAUGACGAAAAAGUUAGUGUAUUGUGCUGUUCACAGGAACCCGAAUCCAGAUGCAGUGGUUGUUAUGCAUACUCCUUCAGGGGUUUUUGCUGCCAGAAAUGUACUUCAGAAUGAAAAUGAAUGUCUUAGAGGUUCAAGGUUAAUUUCAUCAAAUAAUGUGGAGCUCCCUGGAUCCCCAUCUUCAGAGACCAAUGAGUUUGAUGCAUACUCUGCUGCAAGAUGCCGUGUUUUUGGAAGAUCAAAUUUUAAGAGGGCUGAAGGGGAGCCAAUAUUUCACCGACUGAGUGGGCCAAGUCAUCAUACUCUAGAUGCAUUAAGUGCAUUGAGCACGUAUAAAGAAGUAGAUGAUUCUACCGUUUUCUCGUCAUUUAAAGAACGACUAUUCCAGUUACAGAGAACUGAGAAUCACCGAGUUUGUUUUGGCAAAUCUGGUAUUCAUGGAUGGGGCCUCUUUGCACGUAGGAACAUUCAGGAAGGAGAAAUGGUCAUUGAGUAUCGUGGUGAGCAGGUUAGGCGUAGUGUUGCAGAUCUUAGAGAGGCACGGUAUCAUUCUGAAGGAAAAGAUUGCUAUCUGUUCAAGAUCAGUGAGGAAGUAGUGAUUGAUGCCACCAACAAGGGGAAUAUUGCACGCUUAAUCAACCAUUCGUGCAUGCCUAAUUGCUAUGCACGGAUCAUGAGUGUCAGUGAUGAGGAGAGUCGGAUAGUUCUUAUUGCUAAGACUGAUGUGUCUGCUGGUGAUGAGCUAACGUAUGAUUAUUUGUUUGAUCCCGAUGAGCAUGAACUAAAAGUUCCUUGCCUAUGUAAAGCUCCCAACUGCCGGAAGUUUAUGAAUUAAGGUCUAUAUUCCUGUUUACCUACAGAAGAAGCAUUAAAGAGCUCCGAACAUGGGGAACCUCUCCCCAUUGACAUAUUUGAUAAAAUCAGAACCGUAACAGACGAGGAAUAUCACAGUGUUUGCCACACAUUGAGCUUGUAAUUCUUUCCUUUUUUUUCCCCAUAACCUCAUUUUUUUGUAAUUCUUUACGAAUAAUAUGUAAAUUUACCAGCUCUUGGUGGCUUUUAUUGUAUAGAUAUUGUUGCACUUUUACCAUCUUACCUUACAAUGUGAGGCUUACGCCAUUUUAUAUAUUA
This is a messenger RNA of Theobroma umbraticum, 2274 nucleotides long. Lineage: Eukaryota; Viridiplantae; Streptophyta; Magnoliopsida; Malvales; Malvaceae. The record is from RefSeq and is a predicted model, not a curated record.